GCUCUUACGUGUGAGUUGUGGAGUUGCGUCAUGCUAUGUGCACGUAGUGAGCGAGCAGGUAAACAAACUCGCUUCCUUGCUGCUGCCGCUUACGAGCACCUUCAAAGGCCUCACAAAUGCAAUGAGCCUAGGUGAAAGUAUCGCUGCCAAAACAGAAUGCCUUGUCCCUUCCAAGGUCGUUGGGCAGGUCGAGGUUGGCAUGCAGUUCAGCUUGCCUCUGGCUGACAAGUCUGUCGGGUGCUCCUUCAAAGCAUGGAGCGUGUCGAGCAGCAUGCAGACUAUGGAGACUGUGGAUCAUUUAAGCUCCACCUCAGCAUCAAGGCCUUCUAUUUCUCCAUCAACUGCCACAUGUGACAACUUAAAGCAAGGAUGCUUCCACCGAUGUCACCUGUGUGACUAUGAGGCUGAUAAACUGUUUCGUCUGGAAGCGCAUACCAGCGUACACACUGGUGAGAAGCCAUUUCAGUGCCAUUUAUGCCCUCAGAGCUUCUCAGCAAGAUACAAACUAAACGUUCAUCUGGGCACCCACACGGGUGAGCGGCCAUUUAAAUGCCCUUCGUGCCUCCAGAACUUCUCACAAAAAAGCCACCUGAAAAGCCACCUACUCACUCACACAGGCGAGAAGCCAUUUGAGUGCCCUUCGUGCAACCAGAGCUUCUCACAAAAGACCCACUUGAAACGGCACCAGCAGAUUCACACAGGCGAGAAGCCAUUUGACUGCCCUUCAUGCUCUCAGAGCUUCUCACGAAAGGCCUACCUGAAAGCCCACCUGCGCAUCCACACAGGCGAGAAGCCGUAUCAGUGCCCUUCAUGCUCUCAGAGCUUCUCACAAAAGGGCAACCUUGUGAAACACCUGUGCACCCACAGAACCGAGAAGCCAUUUCAUUGCCCUUCGUGCCCUAGGACCUUUUCACAAAAGGACUACCUUAUGAAACACCUGUGCACUCACACUGGUGAGAAGCCAUUUCAGUGCCCUUUAUGCCUUCAGAGAUUCGCAUUCAAAAAUUCACUGACGAUACACCAGCGUGUUCAUACAGGUGACCGGCCAUACAGUUGCACCGUCUGCUCCAGGUCCUUUAGGCAGUCUCAACACUUGAGCAGACAUAAGAGAGCACAUCACCAUAAUAGUGUAGGGUAGGUCAACAGCCAUGUUGAACUAGUCGCAAUUAAAAAUUACAGACAAGUCACGUGUUGCAUAGUGUUCGGCUGCAUCAAGUAGCAGAAGUGCUUACACGUGCUCUUAAAUGGUCCCUGAAACACUUUUUUGGGGUCACCAUCUUUUCUCUAGAUCUUUUCUCAGCAUGUCAUAGAACAUGGAGCAAAAGAAAUUUUGAAAACUGACCCACACAAAGCUGUAACUGAGAAAAAAAAUUAACGGUACAGUUAAUGCUCAAUAUUAUGAAGACAGUAAAAUUAGUGAUUUUCCUUGUUAUAUUGUGAUUUUUAAUUAUUUGAAAAGUAUUCAAUAUUUGUUUCGAUCUCAAAAAUUGCUGUUUGCAUGCCCCUACAAAAUAUGUAUGUUUAUUUUAAUACUUAUUAUUACAUUAGAGAUGUCUGAAUAAUCUACUUUCUAAGUUCCGUGUUUUUUUUUAAUCAUUGCUUUUAAACAGUACACAUGAACUUGUUUUUUAGACCCAGUCAUGUAUUUAUUGCCCCGAGGUUCUUGUAUACAUGGUUCAUCCUGGAGAGUCUUUUGAUCGUAUUCUAUUCGCACCACUUUUUAUAGAUUGGUACAUCUUUAGAGCAAUUGAAUGUUUCCUUUCUUUUUUCCAUGCCAAAAACGUACAGCCAGCUCCACUGUCUGUUUCAUCAGAGCACCAAAUAAAUGCCUGUGUUUAA
Molecule: messenger RNA, 1839 nt
Organism: Dermacentor andersoni
Lineage: Eukaryota; Metazoa; Arthropoda; Arachnida; Ixodida; Ixodidae
Biological process (GO): regulation of transcription by RNA polymerase II
Molecular function (GO): RNA polymerase II cis-regulatory region sequence-specific DNA binding; DNA-binding transcription factor activity
Source: RefSeq, a predicted model, not a curated record